CUGGAAGGGACCGGUUGACAGCCCGAGAGGACUACAAACCAGUUACAAACAGAACCCCGUAACUCCAGGAAUAACUACAACACCGUCACGUGACAGCAAGUUACAUACGUCACAAACAUGCGACAACACGCGGAGACUCUGUACUACCCAGAAUCCAACGCGGGAACUGUACACCCCACAAUGCAGCGCGGCAGACCAGAGUAGGCUGUGUUUCCAUGGAGACGGAUCCGUCAAUACGAAAUGAGACGGACGACAACGUCUCUCCACCGUGAAGGAUCUCUAUCUUAAGGACACAGAUGACGUCAUCAUAAGAACAGGCCCAGGACCCGACCAUGUCCCAGUUCUCCAGCGAGGACGAGGCAGAGCUGCAGUAUCUGCUCCGUCAGCUCCUGAAGAGCACAAAGGACAGGAUAUCUGGCGCUCCGUCCAUUGAAUGUGCUGAAGAGAUCCUUCUUCACCUGGAGGAGACCGACAAAAAGUUUCACAACUAUGAGCUGGUCAGGUACCUGCGGCAGCAUGUGGACCGGUCCCUGGGGGCGCUGGUGGAGGCAGAGACGGAGCUCGGGGCCGGAGGAGACGCUGGAGCCUCCGCUCACGACAUCCACGCUGUCACCAGACGGACCAGGGACUCCGCAGAAUACAAGCAGAUGAUGCAGACUCUGAAGAACACCAUGAGUCUGGUGGUGGAGUCGCUCAUCAAUAAGUUUGAAGAGGACCAACUGAGGAAAGAGGAAACGUACAGGGACAACCUCCCUGGAGCGUCUGAGGGCCGUUUCAAUGACAACUGUUCAGACAGCGACUCUUCCUUCAACCAUAGUUAUGCAUUCAUUAAACAAGAGCAGCUUCAAGCCUUGGCUGAACAACUGGACUCCAGCCAACCAAAAGAGGUGCGUUGGGAAGCCCUCCAGAAGCUGUGCUGUGCCCCUCCCUCUGACGUGCUGAGCUGUGAGACCUGGAACAGCCUGCGCACCAGCCUGUCUGCUGUGCUGGACGACCGCGACCCUGACCUCAGUGAUAAAGUACUCAAGUUCUUUGCAAAGACCUCCUCUUCAUCACCAUUCAAUUUGACCCGAGAGAUCUACAGCAGCUUAGCCAAGAGUCUGGAGGGAUACUUCCUGUCUCACAAGCUCAGCCUUCCCAUUGGCUCAGAUGGGAUUGAUGUCACCAGGCCUGACAUCAGCCGCCUUCUUAAACAGAUGAGGCUGAUAAAUGACUUCCAGAAGGAGAUGCCGUCCUUCUGGAUUCGCCACCCGGAGAAGUACAUGGAAGAAGUCAUAGAGAGCACCUUCUCCCUGCUGUCGGUGCACCCUGACCUGGGCUUGGCCUCGCCAGGGACCGAGAAAGCACUUGAACCUGUUUACUUGCUAGCCCUGCUGGACAUCAAAGCAACCUGGUUCAAUAAGUGGAUGCAUAGUUACUACAGCAGAGCUGUCAUCUUCAGACUCCUGGAGAGAAAAUACAAGAGUCUGAUUGUUGCAGCCGUCCAGCAGUGUCUGCAACACCUCUCAGACUGUGAGCACAGAUCCCCCCAGACCAGCGGCUCCUCUGCGGAGCCACAGACCAGCUCUUCUCAGUGGAGCAUCUACACCAGGAGUGAGCUGGAAUAUGCCUUCUUUGUCCAUUCACUCUGUGUUCUGGGAAAAGUCCUGAUUUACACCAAUGGCAGAAAGCUCUUCCCUAUCAAAAUAAGGAAACACAAAGAUCUCUACAGUCUGACGGACCUGGUGGUCACACUGAUCAACAUCAUGUACCAGCACCCCCAGCCCCCCCGCACGGACCCCUCGCACACAGUGUCCCUGGCCCCCAGGAGCCUGGUGACGGAGUUGCUGUGGAUGCUGUGUGAGCAGACAGAGAGCGCCGCCGAGUGCAUCUACCAGAGCCCUGUGAUAGAGACGCUGCUGGCACCCCUCAUACGCCUACUCAACGGGGAGCAGGCCAAAUUAAAGUCUCCUGCUGGGAGCUUAACUCACAUAGCAGAUGUGUUGGCACGCAUCGCCAGCACCGACAGAGGCCUCGCCCUCUUCCUGAAUGACAAGAGUCUGGACCUAAGCAGCAGUAAAGGCCUCUCUGCUAGCCAUAUUAUUGUACAGUUCACUCAGCGGUUAUUGGACAAGGACCUGCCUUCUCUGGGCCGAUGGGAGAUGUCGCCUGCUGUUUGCGGGGCCUUCCUCUUCGCCUGCAGGCAGAUGUACAACACCUGCGAGGGCCUGCAAAUUCUCCGGCCUUAUGGCCUGCACAGCUGCAUAGCUGCUGCUUUGAAGGAGGUACCAAGGGUGCUUUUACUCACACAAUGCAGCAACACCAGCACAAUACCAGUAUCGAAGAACAGGACACCCUCAGCUAACGCCGUGUCCACCCCCGCCUCCACCCCAGCCUCCACCCCCAUCCCUGGGCACAGUUCCUCUACCUGCUCCCUGGAGACCAUAGCGGGUCCGAGCCUUAUCUGGGAGGAGACCCUGCAGGACAGUCUACUGCACUUCGCUGCCACGCCCAAAGGCCUGCUGCUGCUCCAAAGCACCGGGGCGCUGGACCACUGCGUGGCCUACAUGUACUCACGCUUCAUCAAGAAGCUCCAGGUGAGCCGCUGUGAGAAGUUUGGCUACGGGGUGAUGGUGACCCAGGUAGCAGCUACAGCUCCUGGUGUGAUGGCCCUUCUGAACUCAGGCUAUGUCCAGGAGCUGGUGGUCAAGCUGUGGUCAGUGCUGGAGUGUGGGAGGGAGGACCUUCGUGUGGUCCAUCCCAAGUCCACUCCCAUGGAUCCCAUCGACAGGAGCUGCCUCAAGUCGUUCCUGGCGCUGGUCAACCUGCUGUCCUCCGGGGCCUCGGUUUGGGCUCUGCUGCGGGGCCAGCCUCUACCCCAAAGGGAGGCCUACCCCCUGAGGGAGGUGCCAAGCACCAUCGCCGAUUUGAUGGACAGGCUGAUUGCAGUGGAUUCGGAUGCAAAGAUCAACUCCCUGUUUAACUACGAGCAGUCACACACGUUUGGCUUGAGACUGCUGUGCGUGCUGUGCUGUGACCUGGACUCGUUCCUGCUGUUGGAGAGCCAGUAUGCCCUCUGCAGCAUGCUCCUGCUCCGCCAGAAGGAGAACGUCACCGAACCGGCCGAAGCUCAGGGGCAGCUGAUCCUGGACCGCCUCUCCGUUGAGAGGAACCACCUGCUGGUGCGGGUGUGCGCGGUGGGAGGUCCGUCUGAACGCAGGCUGCCCCCCCGGGCACUGCAGGAGGGCCCAGACCCCUACCCAUGGCCAAUGUUCCUGAGCUACCCUUCAGCUCCCCCACAGUGCUACACCUUGGAUGCUGCAAUGCUUCCUCAAAGUAAACAAGAUUCUGAGAUCAGUGCAUUCUUGGCGUCUGGUAUCCCUGCGAAAGAUGAGGGCUGGAUGGCUGCCUGCCGCAAACAGUACUGCAAAGACAUGAGCACCACGCCCUCCAGCCUCACCGGGUCGGUGCUGUCUCAGCUCCUGGAGAAGGUGGUAUCAGUCAACGCAGCAACCCAACCCUUCUUCCCUCCUGCUCACUACAAAGCUAAGGACAGCAGUGUGAAGAGGGUGGAACUGUCAGCUGUUCAGCUGUUGGGCAUGAACAUCUGUGUCAGGUACGGACGCUCCCUGGGCCUGCUGAAGGACGAGGGUACAGAGGAGCUGGCGCUGCUGCUGAAACACAGCCACCUCUUCCUGGCUGCACAGCGAGCCACAACACACCCCACUGCCGUCCCAGAUCUCCACCCGGGCCAGGACUGGCUGGCCGCCACCCUGUUCCUCAUGAUGGCGGGCGACGGCGAGCGGGCGCGACGCUGGCUGGUGGACUUCUCUUCUCUGCUCUGCUCCGCCUUCCUCUGGCCCGCCCGCAUGCACAGCUCUGUCCAUCUACCGGCCCCUGUGGCGGCCUCGGGGAUCCCUCCGGUCUACUGGUGCACUGCUCACUACGUAGAGAUGCUGCUCAAGGCUGAGGUCCCCCUGGUCCACUCUGCCUUCAGGAUGUCUGGCUUCACCCCGUCCCAGAUUUGCCUGCAGUGGCUGAACCAGUGCUUCUGGAACUACCUGGACUGGCCUGAGGUCUGCCACUACGUGUCCACCUGUGUGCUCAUGGGCCCCGACUACCAGGUGUACGUGUGUGUGGCCGUGUUGAAGCACAUGCAGCCAGACAUCCUGCUGCACACACAGGCCCAGGACCUGCAGGUCUACCUCAAGGAGGAGCCCAUCCUGGGCUUCAGAUUCCAGGACCAUCUGGAGUUCAUGGAGCAGCUGGAGGGAAAAUACGGCACAACGGUGCUCACAGACAUGCAGCGCAUCACCACGCCCGCUGCAUAGACCCCCACAGACCACGCCCGCUGCAUCAACCCCCACAGACCACGCCCGCUGCAUAGACCCCCACAGACCACGCCCGCUGCAUCAACACCCACAGACCACUCUGCUAGGAGACAGCUCUGGGAGGGCCUAUGAAGCCCUGUAAGAAAAGCCUUUCUGCACUACAGUCCACAAGAGUCUCUGCUUCACAGGGUCAGCGUUCCUCCUGAGGGGAACUGGCUGGACAUCGCUCCAAUAGUCAUAGUUUUGAUGUAAAACAUUACACGUUAACAUUGAGUAUCUUUAGUAGAAAUAUGUAUUAAGUGAUGAUGUAACAAGUUUUCGUAACAAAAUCAUUGAGUUUUGGUUCUUCUAUGAGGUUCAAUACAUGUAUUGUAAGGUUUUUCCAUAUACCUUAAUACUGAAUUAUUUGUAAAGUUUAGUAUAAGAUGACACGUUGUUUCCUCCUAUUUCCUUGGACCACCCUGGGAUGAGCAUUUCAAUAACAAAACUUAAUUGAUCACGUAGACGCAUCUUGACGUCAUGUACGAGAUUUUGAAUAUGAAAGUGCAAUCUUAUUUGUGAUGAAGUUGUCUUUUAGAACGCGUCAUCUAUUUGAAACAAAUUGUGCACCAGACGCCACAGCUCAGGUGGACAAUAAAGAGGAUGGCUGACGUA
Messenger RNA from Gadus morhua (Atlantic cod), 4964 nucleotides. It is a transcript of the gene tbc1d32, whose product is annotated as TBC1 domain family, member 32. Gene Ontology annotation, biological process: non-motile cilium assembly. NCBI's taxonomy places the organism in Eukaryota, Metazoa, Chordata, Actinopteri, Gadiformes, Gadidae. The record is from RefSeq and is a predicted model, not a curated record. Bases 333 to 4310 code for a protein of 1325 amino acids. The transcript has 35 exons.